GGUCACUCGAAGCUGCCAUUUCUUUGUUUUAUAAAGGGGAGCAUUAUUACUUUUUAGGAAACUCGGUCACACUUUUUUUUUGCUUUAAACCAGAAAAAAAAAAGAACCAUUAAGACUAUCAUUUCUACAAUACGCACAACACACCAUGUCACUUCCAAAAGCAGAAGAUCUUGAGCAACUCGAAGAUAUUGAAAAGCAAUGGGCUGUCAAGGCCAUGCAUCAUGCCGAAACAUAUUACAAUUUGGUGUCCAAGAUUGAUAUGAAGAACUUUCCAUUGACAAAGAUCGACGACGAGAUCUACAAGGACUUUGAAGAGACAUUCCCAGAAAUUGAUGUGAAGCACUUGAAUGACAAGGAUUUUAAAACGCCCGAGGCAAAGGAAAAGUGGCGCAUAUGGAUCAACAAGUACGAGAAACUGGUGAACGAAUUUAACUUUGGCAGCUUGAUCCGUAUUGAUUACAGGGAUGACUACACUGAGCAAAACACAAUGUUUGGUGUUCGCAUGCAGUUCUAUGCCAUUGAAAUUGCCCGUAACAAGAAGGGUUUGAACGCAGAGCUUUUGAAGAAGAAAUAAGCCAAGAACAAAAAGACUAGGGAGUGGAGUGUAGAUUAUUGAGUGGAUGUACAAACACCAGCAUAGCAUAUAAUAAGAACAUACACGCUUUUUUGGGAUCCAGCAACAACAGCAGCAUUUGUUUACCUUUCUAUUUUACACUUUUUAACGGGAUCAGGUCUCAUAAAUCCCGCCGCCCUGCUGUGUGAAGAAGGAGUCUACAGUUUCUUGGCACUCUUCAACCAUGGUUGGAAUUGCUAUAGACUUAAUAUUAUUACCGAAUAAACGCACAUUGCCACAACCAUCCCUUUACGCACGCACGUUUAUGCGAUGGAACGGCAAGGAGUAAAGGAAGAGAAAUUAUGAUUGUAUGAGAUCAGGGGCCAAGGCUAUCUUUUUUGGGGGGCUUCCACUUGCCAUGAAGCUGUCGCUGUUGUCGAUGAAUGUCAUUU
Messenger RNA from Zychaea mexicana, 1005 nucleotides. RefSeq names its product putative polysaccharide biosynthesis protein. The transcript has 7 exons. Bases 146 to 574 code for a protein of 142 amino acids. Lineage: Eukaryota; Fungi; Mucoromycota; Mucoromycetes; Mucorales; Lichtheimiaceae. The record is from RefSeq and is a predicted model, not a curated record. Gene Ontology annotation, cellular component: cytoplasm.